Melampsora larici-populina 98AG31 is the source of this 1218-nucleotide messenger RNA. RefSeq names its product family 18 glycoside hydrolase. Lineage: Eukaryota; Fungi; Basidiomycota; Pucciniomycetes; Pucciniales; Melampsoraceae. The record is from RefSeq and is a predicted model, not a curated record. Gene Ontology annotation, cellular component: extracellular region. The transcript has 6 exons. Gene Ontology annotation, biological process: chitin catabolic process; carbohydrate metabolic process. Gene Ontology annotation, molecular function: chitinase activity; chitin binding. The coding region runs from base 1 to 1218 and encodes 405 amino acids.
AUGCAAAUCCCAAUCAUCCUUACAUUCAUUUCUACCCUUCUUCUCUCGGUUAUUGGUUGGGCUGACAAGGGAAAACCUGUUGUGGCGGGAUACUAUCCGUCAUACCACGCGCAUCGCCAGCCGCCUUCCGAAAUACCAUGGUCUCAUUACACUCACAUAGACUACUUUGUUGUUCCAGUCAAAGAUGCCACCAAUCAGCUCCCAAUAGAAAAUGAACAGAAUCUGCGCGAGACAGUGAAGCUAGCAAGGGCUAAUAACGUCUCAAUUUCCGUUACCCUAGGUGGCUGGUCGGGCAGUGGAGCUUUCAGCACCUUAGUCAGCUCUAGUGAUUCCCGCGACCAAUUUGCGGCCUCGAUCGUCUCACUUGUGAAGAAUUUCGAGUUCGAUGGAGUAGAAAUCGAUUGGGAGUUCCCCGGAGUGAAUGCUGCAGAAGGUAAUGCUUUUUCGCCCGCCGAUACUUCAAACUUUUUGAAACUCCUCACCACCCUUCGUCAGCUGUUAGGAGCAGAAUAUCGCCUGUCCGCCGCUGUAUCAAUACUCGGCUUGGUAGGCCCCGACGGUCAAUACCUGACGGACACACGAGGCUUCUCUGAGGUUUUGGAUUAUAUCACCAUCAUGGCUUACGAUGUGUACGGAAGCGGAACAGGAAAUGUCAUAGCAGGCCCUAAUGCGCCACUCUAUCACACUUGUUCUGAUUCGAAUCAUCAGUACUCUGUCUCAAGUGGAGUAGAAUCGUGGAUAAAAUCGGGCUUCAACUCUCGUAAGAUUCUCCUCGGAAUCCCCUCCUAUGGUUAUGGAUAUACCUUGAUCGACGAUUCUCUCAAGCCCACGCAAUUAGGCACCACGAAUGUAACUAGCUUACUGUAUCAACAGGCCUUACCAGGCGGUCAAGGUGGAAAAUUGGCUGCCGGUGGGGGUCAUUGGCUAUUUCGCGAACUUCAUAGCGAGCAAAAGCUAAGUAAAGAUCUCAGUCAAGGUAUUUCGGGCUACCAGCGCCACUACGAUAACUGCACACAUACUCCCUUUCUGUACCAUCCAGAAACAAAGCACUUGAUCACCUAUGAAGAUCCAGGCUCGAUACUUGAAAAGAGUAGGUUUGCAAAAGAGCACGAUCUAGGCGGAAUAAAUGUCUUUGACACCACCGGAGACACUCCAGAGCCAAGAUUGCUCCCAGCUGUACAUAUCAACUACCCAACUCAUCACCGUAUCAGUGGUUGA